AUGGGUUGUACUCGAUUGGCAAGUUCUUGCGACGAACCAUACCGUCUCCCUGGAACCAUUCACGGCGGAAUUGCUUGGCAGCUCCGUCUGGAGUGCGUCGCAGGAAACAGCCAAAAGAACGGCUUCCUUUGGGUCGAGAACUCCACAUGGUGGAUCAACUCCGAGUCUCUUCAUGUUGGUCGUCUUGAUUCCAUAUCCGAUGCGGCGAGCAGACGAGUUGAUCACCUUGAUGUGGUAGGUGUGCUUGUCAUCAUACGGAGCGUUGAAGACGAUUUUGGCGUUUGGUUGGGUCUGGAUGUCUCCUGGUGGGACGGAUUGAGCCAUGGCAAACUUGUUGAAGGAGUUGAAAACUCAGUGGAGUUUAUGGCGAUUCCACCGGCUAUUUAUGCAUUCUCUUAUCAGCACCCUAGAUCUUUGCUCCAGAUUUCAUAA
Messenger RNA from Caenorhabditis remanei, 432 nucleotides. RefSeq lists its product as uncharacterized. The transcript is spliced from 2 exons. Lineage: Eukaryota; Metazoa; Nematoda; Chromadorea; Rhabditida; Rhabditidae. The coding region runs from base 1 to 432 and encodes 143 amino acids. The record is from RefSeq and is a predicted model, not a curated record.